Messenger RNA from Tinamus guttatus (white-throated tinamou), 2751 nucleotides. Lineage: Eukaryota; Metazoa; Chordata; Aves; Tinamiformes; Tinamidae. The record is from RefSeq and is a predicted model, not a curated record.
AUGGACGCGGCGCCGGACCUCACCAUUGUCAUCCUCGCGCGCGGCGCCGAAGGCCUCCUCGAAGGGCUCCCGCUGCAGCUCGUGGACGAAGACGGCGACGCCAAGAAAGCCCGCAGCAAGAAGUACGGCUCCAACGUGCACCGGAUCAAGAACAUGUUCCUGCAGGUGGGCACGGCGCCGGGCGCCGAGGGCGCCUGCGACUUGGCCAAGGCCAAGGAGAAGCCCGUGCGCCUCUCCUUGCCCCGCGCCAGCAGCCUGGGUGACAGCGUGGAGCACGGUGCCCCCCUCAAGCUGGGCACCAGCGUCUCCGAGCGCGUGAGCCGCUUCGACUCCAAGCCCGACAAGCCCUUCUCCAAGCUGCAGGAGACCCGCAAGAUCUUCGAGAGGAGCCUGCAGGAGAAGGAGAGCACCAACAAGCUGCUGCUGCGCAAGGAGCGCGCCGGCUUCCAGGACCGCAAGCUCGACGUCGUCGUCAAGUUCAACGGCAGCACCGAGUCCUUGGACAAGCUGGACACGGAGGCCGUGUCGCCCACCGUGAGCCAGCUGAGCGCCGUCUUCGAGAAGGCCGAUCUGCGCAACAACCUGCACAAGGCGCCGGGCAAAGCGGCGCCGCUCAACGCCAAGCUGGUGAGCAAGCGCUCGCGGCUCUUCUUGCAAGGGCCGGACGCGGAGAGCCGCGCGGGCGCCGGCCCCGCGCGCCAAUCCCGCCCGCGGCCGGGCGAGGAGGAGAAAGCGCCGGGCAAAGGCAGCCGGGAGAAGGACGGUGCCAGGGAGGAGGCCGCGGGCCUCGAGGAGGCUGCCAAGGGGGAGCGGGCGGACGAGGGCGACCUCUACGACGAGUCCAAGAAGGAGGACUUCUCCGAGGCGGACCUGGUGGACAUAAGUGCCUACAGCGGGCUCGGCGAGGACUCGGGGGGCAGCGGGCUGGAGGAGGACGAGGAGGCCGACAGCCUCUACGAGCCCGAGUCCAGCUGCGUGGAGAUCCCCGGGCUCUCCGAGGAAGAGGAGCCCGUCCCCAACCGAAAGAUCCAGUUCAGCACAGCGCCCAUCCAGGUCUUCAGCACUUACUCCAACGAGGACUACGACCGCCGCAACGAGGAUGUCGACCCGUACGAGCGGGAGAAGCGGGUGGAGCGGCUCGACCUCUUCCCAGUGGAGCUGGAGAAAGCCUCUGCAGGGCUGGGCAUCAGCAUCAUCGGCAUGGGCGCCGGCGCCGACAUGGGCCUGGAGAAGCUGGGCAUCUUCGUCAAGACGGUGACGGAAGGAGGGGCGGCCCACCGGGACGGCAGGAUCCAGGUGAAUGACCUCAUCGUGGAGGUGGAUGGCACGAGCCUGGUGGGGGUGACGCAGAGCUUCGCCGCCUCCGUGCUCAGGAACACCAAGGGACGCGUCCGGUUCCUCAUCGGGCGCGAGAAGCCGGGCGAGCAGAGCGAGGUGGCCCAGCUGAUCCAGCAGACGCUGGAGCAGGAGCGGUGGCAGCGGGAGAUGAUCGAGCAGCGCUACACGCAGUACACCGAGGAGGACGAGGAGACGGGCGAAUACGCCACGGACGAGGAGGAGGAGAUGAGCCCCAUGUUCCCCAGCAGCGAGAUGGCCAUCGAGGUCUUCGAGCUGGCCGAGAACGAGGACACGCUCUCCCCGGUGGAGAUGGACCCCGAGAAGCUGGUGCACAAGUUCAAGGAGCUCCAGAUCAAGCACGCCGUCACCGAGGCCGAGAUCCAGCAGCUCAAGAGGAAGCUGCAGUGCCUGGAGCAGGAGAAGGCCCGGUGGCGGGCCGAGAAGGCCCAGCUGGAGCAGAGCGUGGAGGAGAACAAGGAGCGGAUGGAGAAGCUGGAAGGCUACUGGAUGGAGGCGCAGAACCUGUGCCAGGCCGUGGACGAGCACCUCAAGGAGACGCAGGCGCAGUACCAGACCCUGGAGCGCAAGUACAGCAAGGCCAAGAGGCUCAUCAAGGAGUACCAGCAAAAGGAGAUCGAGUUCCUGAAGAAGGAGACGGCGCAGCGGCGCGUGCUGGAGGAGUCGGAGCUGGCGCACAAGGAGGAGCUGGAGAAGCUGCAGGAGAAGGUGGGCACGGGGGUGACCCUGCGCCGGGCGUCCUCCAGCAAGAGCAAGAAGGAGAAGGGGAGCAACCGCCUGUCCAUGGGCAGCAGGGAUGCGGCCGAGGGCUCCGGCCGUGCCGCGGGGUCGCCCUUCCUGCCCUUCUCAUGGUUCUCGGAUGGCGCCAAGGGCUCUGCGUCGCCGGGCACCGCUUCGCCCGCCGGCUCCCGUGAGGGGCUCAGCCCCGCCAAAUCCGCCUCCCAGGAAUCGACGCUGAGCGACGACUCGACGCCGCCCAGCUCCAGCCCGCGGCUGCCCGGCGCUGCGGCCACCAAGUGUUCCUACCCCUAUAACACCUUGUCCCAGUCCUCGGACGAGUUCCUGGAUGAGCCCCCCGGCGCCGCCGCGGGCUGGACGUGCCAGCAGGUCGGGCAGUGGCUGGAGAGCCUCAACCUGGAGCAGUACGUGGAGGAGUUCUCAGCCCAUGGGGUCGAUGGCCCCCGGCUCCUGCACCUCGAUGGCACCAAGCUCAAGGCGCUGGGGGUGGGCAGCUCGCAGGACCGCGCGCUGCUCAAGAGGAAGCUCAAGGAGCUCAGCCUGGCCGCCGAGAAGGAGCGCAAGGCCCAGGAGAAGGCCGAGAAGCAGCGGGAGAAGCAGAAGAAGAAGGACCAGGAGCAGCGGAGGAGCUAGGGGGGGGCCAGCAGCGCCCCAGCA